AUGGAAUUCCACAGCAAAGACUUCAAGGUAGGCAAAUGCGCAGGCCAGAAGCUAGUGGAUGGCGAGACAAUGCCACUAGUUCUACAUCCGCCGGAGCCUGAAAAAGGAGACGUUGAGUCACUGUUGUUAGCUUUAAAGAAUAACAGAGACUGGUAUGAGCAAAUGAUGAUCAAGAACAGUGCAGUCCUUCUUCGAGGUUUCGAUGUAAAGAAAGCAGAAGAUUUCAAUGACAUUAUUGAAGCUUUGGGUUGGGAAGAUAUUCGUUAUGUAGGGCCUGCACCAAGAACUCAUCUGUAUAAACGAGUAUGGACUGCGAAUGAAGGUCCUCUCUCUGAGUUUAUAUACUACCACCAUGAAAUGGUUUUGAUAACUGAAUGUCCAAAGAAAGUAGUACUUUUCUGUGAGAUACCACCGCCAGAAGGAGGGCAGACUCCAUUUGUUCCAAGCUUCAAAGUUACAGAAAGGAUGCUAAAGGAGUUCCCUCAAGAAGUGGAGGAGUUGGAUAAAAAGGGCGUAAAAUACACUUUCACUGCACUGAGCAAGAAUGACACUUCAUCCAUGAGAGGUAGAGGUUGGGAGGAUGCGUUUGGAACGACAGAUCGCAUAGAAGCCCAAAAAAGGGCAAAGGGACUAGGAAUGGAUGUGGAGUGGCUACCAAAUGGUGGAGCAAAAACGAUACUUGGUCCAAGACAUUUAACGAAAGUGUUUGAUGGAAGAAAAGGGAGGAGAAUGUGGUUUAACACAGUAGUUGGGAUGCAUGGGAAGGAGCUGAGCUCAGCUUUCAUGGCAGAUGGGACUGAAAUCCCUGAAAAUUUUGUGAAGAGAUGUGAAGAAAUCAUUGAAGACGAAAGCAUACAAUUUAAUUGGGAAAAGGGUGAUGUUCUUUUUCUUGAUAACUUGGCUUUGCUUCAUGGAAGAAGACCUUCUUUGCCUCCUAGGAAAAUCCUUGUUGCCACUUGCAGAUAA
Jatropha curcas is the source of this 966-nucleotide messenger RNA. RefSeq names its product clavaminate synthase-like protein At3g21360. NCBI's taxonomy places the organism in Eukaryota, Viridiplantae, Streptophyta, Magnoliopsida, Malpighiales, Euphorbiaceae. Gene Ontology annotation, molecular function: oxidoreductase activity. The record is from RefSeq and is a predicted model, not a curated record.